Molecule: messenger RNA, 700 nt
Organism: Saprolegnia diclina VS20
Lineage: Eukaryota; Oomycota; Saprolegniomycetes; Saprolegniales; Saprolegniaceae
Exons: 1
Coding region: 106-555 (149 amino acids)
Molecular function (GO): phosphatidylinositol binding
Source: RefSeq, a predicted model, not a curated record
CGCAGACGGAGACGGCGCCAGACAAUAUGUGUAACAGGCUGGCGCCAGAACGGGCCGCUUCAACGCGCGCCGAGUGACCACUUUUCAAUUUGCCAACCAGUAAGCAUGUCGCUCGCCACGCUCCGCAGCUCCGUCAUCGACGCCCGUCGCGAGGGCAGCCACACCGAGUACGCGAUCAAGGUCCAGGUCUCGAUCGACGACGAGUCGAUCGUCAUCUACCGCCGCUACUCGGCGUUCGUGCAGCUCCAGAAGUUUGUGCUGCGCCACCUCAAGGAGGGCCAGUGCUGCAGCGGCGGCCGCUGCCUCCUCGAGUCGUUCCUCAAGUCGCUCUUCGAGACCGAGUUCCCGAACGCCAACUUCCUCUCGAAGAACUCCAAGUCGGUCGUCCAGGACCGCGUCUACUUUCUCAACGAUUUUCUCAUGCGCAUGCAAGAAACCAUGGCCAAGUGCCCGCCGCGCAUCAUCCAGCGCUGCGAAACCGAGGGCUGCAAGGUCUCCAAGCUGCUCAAGAGCUUCCUCGGCGCCGUCGCUGUCAACCCUGCCCACUACGAGUAGAGGCGUACGCUGCUGCUGCUGUAUAUUUACGAUUGAUCUUCUCCUCGAGAGGGCGCAUGCCGUAGCGAUCGCGUCGAUUGCAGACAACGUCGCUGCGGAAGCCGCCUUAUUUAAGCCCACAAACAACCCUUGCAUUCUAUCUCCA